UAAAGAAAACAAACAUGGCGGAUUUUGUCGAUAGUCUCAAUCAAUUGUAGGAUAUCUACCGUUAUGUUUUUAUACCUGUAAACUCUCAGUCAAAUUUUGCAUCGAUCAUACAAUGUCUGUCUAUAUAAGUUAGAAGAGUUUUGAUAUGAGAGAUACUGAAAAUUUAUGGGAUGGAGAGUCAAGAAUGUAUGGUAUUGAAAAUCCUGCAUUUAAUACGUCGUUACGCCUUGCUAAAUCAGAAAGUACCAAUAGCACUGCUAGUUUAGCCUCUUCAUCAAGUGAGCAGGAACAAUUAGUUUUCAAGUACGUACAGCGGAGUGAGGAUUCUGUGAAAAAAGGAGAUUGGCAAAAUGCCGUUCGUCAUUAUUCUAGAGCAAUAUCUCUCGAUCCGCGGAAUCAUAUUUUAUAUAGUAACCGUUCAGCAGCAUAUCUACAUUUAGGUAACGGGAAAGCUGCUUUAGAAGACGCUUUAACUGCUCGUAACCUUCAACCUUGUUGGGCUAAAGCCCAUGCUAGAGAAGCAGCUGCUUUAGAAAAAUUAGGAAGAACUUUAGAUGCUGUUGCAGCUCAUGCAGAUGCCGUUUCCUUGGAUCCAUCUUCAAAUAACCUUCUGGAUUCUUUAAUUUGCUAUAUUCAAAACUGCGAGUUGGUGAAAAAGUUUAUUGAUUUAGAUUUUCGUCAAUUAGACGAAAUCGGAUUAUCUCAAAGCGCCAGUGUUGUAUUGGCUUUGAUUGGUCAACGAUUGGUAUCAUGCAAACAAUACCCAUAUGCUAUAAGGAUCCUAGAGGCUGCUUUACGUGUCAAGACUUCGUCUCUCAGGUUACGAUCGUCAAUAUUUUCAACUUUGGCUAGAGCUCAUUACAGUGUCGGAGAGUUGGAAAAGGCUAUUGUUUGUAUGCAGCAAGAUUGCGCUGCAUCCGCUGCAUUGCAUCAUAUUGAUGGUCAAUUUAGGGCCUAUUCAAACUUAGGGGUGGCAUUUUACAAAAAGGGACAAUAUUCAGACGCCAUAGAUGCUUACAAAAACGUUCUUUCGCUGGCAACUCGUGUGAAACAACAUCGAAUGGCUUUGCACGCUUUAUCCAAUUUGGGAUAUUUGUAUACGGCCAAAAUGGAAUUUGCUGAUGCGAUAGCGGCUCAUAGACAAGCCAUAUUAGUUGCUAGAACAAUUAAAGAUAGGCACCAAGAGGCGAAGGAAAUGGGGAAUGUCGGAACCGUUUUCCUUGUAAUUGGUGAUUGCAGGGCCGCUUUGGCUUGCCAUUCGCAUCACCUUUUGGCUGCAAGAAACUUAAAAGAUAAAUUUGAAGAAGCACGAGCAUAUUCUAAUAUGGGAGCCGCUCGUCACCGUCAAAAACGCUAUGAAGAUGCACUUUCACUUUAUACUGAUGCACUAAAUAUUGCUCAAGACCUAGAAAAUAUACCACUCCAAUUAAAAGCGUAUGACGGCCUGGGUUUGGCCGCCCGUUGUUCGGCACAAUUAGCAGCAGCCCAAAAAUAUCACGAGAAACAACUGGAUUUAGCCCUUAACAGCCGACAAAAAUCAGCUGAGGCAAGAGCCUGUUCGAACUUAGGCAUUCUGUUCUCUUUACUAAAUGAGCAUGAGGCUGCUCUUAAAUUGCACUCAUCUCAUGCUAGAAUAGCGCUAAAGUUGGGAGAUAAAGGGUCUGAAUGUCAAGCUAUGUUCAACAUGGCAAAUUGCCUCUAUAAUCUAGGUCAACUUGAAAAGGCUACGAGUCUGUACGAAAAAGUUUUAACAACAUCUCGCAAACUUCACGAUAAACAUAUUGAAAGCAAUUGCCAUUGUCACAUUGCCCAAAGCUACGAAAGUUUACGAAUGUAUCAACGAGCCGCCGAACACUUUGAACUGUCAAUUAAACUGUGUUGUGAAUUGAAAGAUUGCGUUGGUGAAGCCAAAUCGGCUAAUCUUCUUGCCCGAUUACAUUCCUCAACCGGUCAUCUAACUGCCUGCCCUCCACUCUAUGAACGCUGUGUUGCCCUCUGGCAACAGGCCAAUGAACCCAUAGCUGAGGCGAAUGCCUGGAAAACAUUGGCCGAAUGCCAUACAGCAAUGUGUGAUUUUGAAAAGGCCUCGGAAUAUUUAGGUAAAGCUUUGUCUCUUGCUAGAGCUUCCAGUGACAUAUCAACAGUUUGUGGUGUGUAUUGUUCAUUAUCGGCUUUAAAACGGAAUGAAGGUAAACUGGAUGAGAGUCUGGAAUAUGCUGAAAAAGCUUUCGAGAUCGCAAAAUCCAGUGUCAAUCUUCGUUGUUUGUAUAUUGUUCAAAAGGCUUUGGGUGAGAGUUUCUCCGCUAGAGAGGACUAUGAUUCAGCAGUGAGAAUUUUUCAUCAGCUUGUUAACACAACUAAAUCUGUUGGUGAUAAAAAAUUAGAGUGCGAAGCUUUGUCUCUUUUGGGUGCUAACUAUAAAAACAUGAUACAAAUUGAUAAAUCAUUGAAUAUUCAUAAGGAAGAAUUGAGAUUAGCUCAGGAAUUGAAUGAUUUAAAAUUUAUAUGUACAGCCAAUUCCAGAUUAGGAGAUGUCCUUUUAACAUUAGAUGAAUUUCCUAAAGCUUUGACUUAUUUUGAAGAGCAGGCUGAAAAAGCAAGAAUUAUAGGCGAUUUCCAUUCGGAAGCUACAGCCUACGGAAAUAUGGCCAUCUGCAGAAUGAAUAUGGGUCAAAUAACCGAAACAAUUAACCUUUUGGAAGAUCAGAUAAAUACCUUAGACAAAUUACCGUGUGCUCAUAUGAUACCGACCAUUUUAUUGGAGAAUGCUCAGGCGUAUUUGAAAUUAGGCGAUUGCUACGAGAAUUUGGAUGAUUUCGACGAAGCCAUUAAAUCUUAUGAAAAAAAUCUAGCUUUGGCUAUAAAUGCAAAGUCUGCUCUUCACCAAAGUAAUGCCUAUAGAAAGCUUGGAAACGCUCAUAGAGCAGUUGGAAACUUACACCAAGCUUUAGUGUGCUUUGAGAAACGUUUGGUGUUAGCUCACGAGUAUGACGAUGUGCGAACAAAAGGGACGGCUUGUGGUGAAUUGGGCUGCCUUCAUUCACUUCUCGGUAAUUUAGAUCAAGCAGUUUCAUAUUUGGAACAACAGCUAAGAAUCGCUAAAAGUGAAAACGAUUUAAAUUUAGAAGCUGAUGCAGCUUGCGGUUUAGGUGGUGUUUUCCAGCAAAUGGGAGUUUACGAAAAGGCGUUGGAGUAUCAUGAACUUGACUUAUCUCUGGCUAAAAUUAUCGAGAAUUCGGCUGCUCAAUGCCGCGCAUUUGGUAAUCUAGGAUUAGCCAACGAAUCUCUUGGUCAGCUAGAAAAGGCUUUUGAGCAUCAGCAAAAGCAUUUGAACUGUGCUAGUGCAAUGAAUGAUGGUGUUGCUCAAACUCUCGCCUUAUCCAGUCUUGGUAGAAUUCAAUACGCUUUAGGAAAACACGAUUCUGCUAUUGAUUAUUUAAGAAAAGGUUUAGAUAUUGCUCAGGAAUUGGGAAGGACAGCUGAUCAGGCCAAAAUUCAUCAUCGUCUCGGCCUUGCUCUGUUCGCCAGAGGUACUCUUACCGAUGCCCUACACCACUUAAGUACUGCUACCGAAUUACUAGACGAUAUCAGAAGAGAUUCCCAAUUAGCAAAUGAAUAUCGAUUAUCAUUGUUCGAUUUACAAACAGCGGCACUUCAUGCUCAAUUACGAGUUCUGGUUGCUCUAAAUAGAAUUGACGAUGCUCUCGUAUUGGCUGAGCAAGCUAGGACCAGAGCUCUUAUUGAAUUAAUGUUAGAGAGGCAAGGAAAUAUUUCGGACAUGGUUCCAAUUAUCGAUGUAGAUAUAGUUAGAAAUGCCGUUGUCGAACACGGAAGGCAUAUUGUUUAUAUGGCAUUAGCUGCGGGAUUCUUACACGUGUGGCUGCUUUCACCAAAGAACGGCAGCGUAUUGAAUUUUUUUCAAAUUGACUUAAAUGAAUUAGAAAGUACCGACAAUGACGAAAGUCAAAGUAUGAGGAGUGCAGGAGCCGCCUCUCUUUUGGAUCAAUAUAUUAGCCAAGCAAGGAAUUCGCUUGGGGUCGAUUCUCAUAUACCGCUAUUUUCCUCAGCAAGAUCAUCUAUGAGAUUAGGAGGAAGAGAUAUCGGUAGCGAUGAUGAUGACGAUGACGAUAAGCCAUCAGACUUUCUCCGAUUAUUGCGACGCAGUCAUAUAUCUAACAAGAGCGUAUACAGUCGUAUAUCAACAAGCUCCAAAAGAUCAUUUACCAGUCUUUUGUCCAUCAAUUCCAAUAAUUCUUGCCCCUUCGUUUCUCUCUAUAAUUUAUUCUUUUCAAAACUUGACGAUUCUCUGAAAAAGGCCGAAGAAGAAUGUCAUUUAACACUCGUUUUACAGGCCGAUUUAUACUUAGUUCCAUGGCCCCUGUUGAGACCUGGUCCAGAAUCUCCAUAUUUAUUUGAAAGAUUUUCUCUUUUGAUCGCACCGUCAUUACGGGCUCUUACAAGAAAUACUGGUUUAGCUCCAUCUUGCGGCGGUUUAGUGAUAGGUCCACCUUCACCCGUACCACCUCCGUGGUAUAUGAUGACAAGAGAAGCUGAUGAUGAAGCUAGAAUGGUAUCAGAUAUAAUGGGAUGGAGAUGUAUGUCUGCGGGCAAUGCGACAAAACAGGCAGUAAUAAAAGCUAUAACUGGAGCCGAAGUUUUACAUUUUGUUGUCCAUGUCUCUUGGCGUUUAUCGGCCAUUAUUUUGGCUGUUGACUCUCGCAUGCAGCUAAACGAGGAUUCCAUUUUACCAUCUUCAAUUUUAACAGCCAGCGAUUUAUUAGAUAUUAAAUUGAGGGCUAAAUUAGUAGUUCUAUCAACAGCUUACUCGCAAGAUAGAGGUUCCACAAUAAGUGCCGAUGGACUCUUGGCUGUUACUAGAGCGUUUUUGGCGGCAGGAGCUAGUACAGUUUUGGUGUCUCUAUGGCCGGUACCUGGUAUUGCUAGUAGGGGAAUGAUGAAAGCACUAUACGGUGAAUUAAUUCAAGGAAUUCCAAUAACUCAGGCUCUUUCUCAAUCGCAAAAAAUACUAAAACAUUCCCCUGGUACAAGUCACGCUUCGAAUUGGGCGGGAUGGAUUAUUGUUGGCGUAGACAACCCCACACUAUCGUCACAUACGGCUUUACUUGCCGAUGCACUUGCAUGUAUGCUUAAAUCUGCUGUUUCAACUAACACUCCAAAAAGGGAGGCAAUGAGAGUAGUUCUUCAUUUGGUGGAAAAAUCUUUACAAAGAAUGAAUCAUGGUGAAAAACGCGCAAUGUAUACGCCAGUAAGUACACUUCAACAAAGAAUUGGUCAAGAAGGAGGUGGAUGGAAAGAACUUUUAUCUUCUGUUGGAUUCAGACUUGAAAUGCAACAGCAAGCUGUUUAUUUUUUUCCGUCAGUUGAUCCCGGACAGCGAUUGGCUAGAUGUUCAGCUGCUCUUCAGGCCUUAUUGGCUCUCCCGGCUCUCACUUUAGUCGCUUUGUCAAAGCUACUCGAUAAUCCAGUGGCCGCUCGGGAAUUGCACCAGCUGCUUCGAAGUAUUGAUCGUCCCUCUUCGUCAACCCUCUCGUUAAAAUUGCACGUCCAUAUAUGGAGAGCAGAGGGAUGUCAUGAAUUACUUGCUUCUUUAGGGUUUGAUCUAAUUGAUGUGAAAGGAGAAGAAGUGUCUGUUAGAGCAAGUAGACAAGCCACCAGAAGGAUGCUUCAAUUAACAGUUCAUGCAUUAGCUGCUCUUUUUGACACUGCUCCAAGCCAUCUAUCAUUAGACUCUUCAAGUAGCAUAGAUUCCCCUCCUUCAUCUCCCUCCUCUCCUUUAUCAGCUUUACGACGUCCAAAAGUAUCGAAUAUACCCGAUUCAACAGAUAGUGAACAAGAAGAAAUGCACUCAAAAGUUAAUUCAGGCAGGCUGCCAUCAUUUGUUACCUCAUCCCCGAAUCAUAAGCCAAAUAGCGGUCCGUUUAUGCCAUUAAAUACCAGCGGGACGUCCGGAUUCCAGCCGAUUAACGCACACAUAAAAACAGAUGAAGAAGACGAAUCGAAUCUCUUUUCCUAUCCUAAAUAUUUAGACUUUCACUCGAAACUUCGACCAUCAGUUGACAAUUAUACAGACACAAAUUUCAACGUCGAAAGUGAACUGAAAAAUAACGAAUCUUACGAUGGAGCAACUUUUUGCUGAAAAAAGAGAUUACGCGCCAAAUUUUUUUAUUCAAUUGUUUGUAAAAGAAACUCUUUGAUAUUUUGUAAAACAAAAUGAGAUUAUACUUUUUUUAUUUUGCUAUACUCUGCAUUUUUUUAAAACAAGACAUAUCCAAUUAUGGAAUAUUUUUGUGAUACAUUUUCCC
This is a messenger RNA of Dimorphilus gyrociliatus, 6323 nucleotides long. The record is from the annotation of a GenBank genome assembly. NCBI's taxonomy places the organism in Eukaryota, Metazoa, Annelida, Polychaeta, Dinophilidae.